CUGCCGAUAAGGGGCGCUUGCAUGGCAGCGUCACGGUACCGCCACCUAAACUUUACCGUUACACAACCGUAACACUACGCUCAUCCGCACACGGAAAUAGCCGUUCGUGUAAAACGCUGCGCGGUAUUUCAAAAUCGUCGUGAUUCUCCGCCGCUCGCUCGAAUCGGCGUCUCUUCCGGGUACGUGGUUUCUGAGAACCCGGGGAGCUGCGAUCAGCUGACCGCCGGGUUGUCACAUGACCGCGGUCUCGCAUUUUCUGGCAUGCCUCUAAGAGGGUGAUAAUGGCCAUGGCGGUGUCGAGCGGCGCCGCGGCUGUAUUUGUUUUCCUUUCCUGCGUGUGGCGUUUUUGCGCCGGAACCGCAGACGGGCAGCGUGAAGUCAGUCUGAACGGUAAAUGGCAGCUUGCAAACGCCAACGGAUCGCUGUCCUUCCCCGCGGAGGUGCCGGGCUGUGUGCAUUCAGCUUUGCUGAAACAGGGAUACAUCCAGGACCCGUACUUUAGAUUCAAUGACGUGGCCUACAGGUGGAUCGCUCUUGACAACUGGACCUACACAACCAGAUUUUCUGUGUCUUCACAUCUAAGGUUAAAAAAGAAAAUGGUCCUUGUCUUACAGGGGGUCGACACCGUAGCCUCCAUUUCUCUGAAUGGAAUCACUGUGGGCAAGACGGAAAACAUGUUCUGCCGAUAUGAUUUUGCAGUCGGAGACCUGUUAAAGGACGGAGAGAACGUGCUCAAAGUGAGCCUCAUCUCUCCAGUGCUUUAUGCCUCUGAGAGGAGCAAGGCACAUUCGGCGUACAGUGUCCCCCCCGACUGCCCUCCGAAUGUUCAGAAGGGGGAAUGUCACGUCAACUUCAUUAGAAAAGAACAAAGCUCUUUCAGUUGGGACUGGGGUCCAUCAUUCCCCACCAUGGGUCUAUGGAAAGGAGUUAGUCUGGAGGCCUAUGAUGUGCUUCAGCUGGUCCACCUCUCCUCCGUCCCGUUCUAUAAUGCCCGCCUGUCUUGGUGGAGUGUUGAGGUGGAGCUGCACGUCGAGGCUGCUGAGCCAACAAACGGGCGAGUCGUCGUCUCCGUUCCAGAGCUGUCUUCACAACACACGUUCCAAGCGCGGUUCCUCCCUGGAAAGACCAAGAACAUGUACACCCUUCACAUCAACACGAGUAGCCAGGUGAAGCUGUGGUGGCCUAAUGGACAUGGUGACCAGCCAUUUUACCGUCUCCAUGUCACAUGUUUUCUGGAUGGACCCAUCACCCUCAGUGCAGAAUCCAAGGUGUAUUUCCGCACAGUGGAACUUAUCCAAGAGCCCAUCAUCGUUUCUCCGGGUCUGAGCUUCUAUUUCCGCAUCAAUGGGAAACCCAUCUUCCUCAAGGGCUCCAACUGGAUCCCGGCCCACUCCUUCCAGGACCUGGUUACCCCUGAUGUCCUGAGGAAUCUGCUGCAGUCGGCUGUGGACGCCAACAUGAACGCCGUCAGGGUGUGGGGAGGUGGUGUGUACGAGCAGGACCUGUUCUACAGCCUCUGUGAUCAGAUGGGCAUCAUGAUCUGGCAGGAUUUUAUGUUUGCUUGUGCUUUGUACCCCACGGAGGACGACUUCUUACAGACGGUGAGAGAGGAGGUCGUCCAGCAGGUGCGGCGGCUGAGGUCUCACCCCUCAAUAGUUGUGUGGAGCGGGAACAACGAAAACGAGGCUGCCUUGGCCACAGACUGGUUCAGCAUCCCCGCUGCCCGGAGGCCCACAUACCUGAAGGACUACGUGACCCUGUAUGUGACCACCAUCAAGGCUGUCGUCCAAGAGGAGGACCGGAGUCGACCAUUUCUCGUCUCCAGUCCCACCAAUGGGGCCGAAUCGGAACGGGAGGGAUGGGUGGCGGCCAACCCCUACGACCCCCACUACGGCGACACCCAUUACUACAACUACAACCAGGACUGCUGGGACUGGAAAAGCUUCCCGCGCACUCGAUUUGGCUCCGAAUACGGCUUCCAGUCCUGGCCCUCCUUCUCCACUCUGCAAGGGGUGUCUGUAGCAGAGGACUGGAGCUACGACAGCGAGUUCACUGAGCACCGUCAACACCACGAGAGUGGCAACCAGCAGAUGCUGCUGCAAGCUGGCUUCCACUUCCACUUGCCGAAUUCCUCAGAGCCCCUCAAAAGAUACAAGGACACCCUUUAUCUCACACAGGUGAUGCAGGCACAGUGUGUGAAGACUCAGACGGAGUUUUACCGGCGCAGUCAGAGCGAGAUCAUUGAGGGCAAAGGUCACACCAUGGGUGCCCUCUACUGGCAGCUCAAUGACAUUUGGCAGGCUCCAUCCUGGUCCUCUAUUGAGUUUGGCGGGAAAUGGAAAAUGCUGCAUUAUUUCGCUCGGGACUUCUUUGCCCCGUUGCUGCCAGUCGGCUUUGAAGAUGGCGGUUCGCUCCUGAUCUAUGCUGUCUCUGACCUGAGCGAUGAUGUCAAAGUAAAGGCAGUGGUGUCUGCCUACGCCUGGAGCAGGUUGGACCCCGUCUGCACGGUGACGUCGGAGACGGCGGUGGUGCGGGGGGUCAGCGCCACCGCCAUUUUCAAGCAGCCAGUUGAUGCCCUGCUGGCGGCCUGCGGGAACUGCACCCGUCUCACCUGCCUGCUGGUCUUUCACCUGGAUGACGGCAGCGGCCCGCAAGGCCCCACAAACCACCUCUUCCUCAGCUCGCCCAAAGAGGCGCGGGGGAUACGGCGAGCCAACAUUACCGCCACGGUUCAGGAGAGCGAGACCGGGUACAGCAUCACUCUCCGGUCCAACGCCAUCGCUCCUUUCGUCUGGCUCGACGUGGGAAACAUCCCCGGUCGAUUCAGCUCGAACGGCUUCCUGAUGGUUUCAGCGAACAGGACGGUGGGCUUCUUCCCCUGGGGUCCCACCAGCGUGGACAACCUCUCCAGAGCUCUUACCGUCACCUCUUUGGGAAACAUCUACUGACUCGAGAGCAAGUUUAAAAGUAAAGGAAGAAAAAAAAGAAGAAGCUCGGUUGCCCUAUGUGUAGAGUUGGAACCACCACAGGGCAGUUUGUGGGGUUUAAUGGGGUUAUUGUGGCGGUGGGGUUGAUGGUCGCCUGGCCAAUGUGCUCAUCAGCUGCUUGAGUCCUCUCAAACCACACACACUUAGCUGUCAACUGAUGCAAAUCAGUCUGGAUGGGAAAACUCAGUUAAAUGGGGAUAAAAGCCUAAAAAUGUUUAAAGUUCUGUCUCCAUACUGAUUCCGAGAUUGCCACCGCCAGAUCUGAUGCGACGCAUGAUUGUGUAUUGUGCAAGGAAACGUUGAAAAAUGUGCUACUCUUUUGUAUUGUGUGUGAGUGUGCGUGUGUAAUGUGUGUGUGCGCGCGCGCACGUGUGUUAACGCGCAGAUAAUAAAGAACAAAAAAAAUGGAGAACUUGCUGCAACUCGCUGUCAAACGUUG
Lampris incognitus (smalleye Pacific opah) is the source of this 3426-nucleotide messenger RNA. RefSeq names its product mannosidase, beta A, lysosomal (gene manba). The transcript is spliced from 17 exons. The record is from RefSeq and is a predicted model, not a curated record. Lineage: Eukaryota; Metazoa; Chordata; Actinopteri; Lampriformes; Lampridae. Gene Ontology annotation, biological process: glycoprotein catabolic process; carbohydrate metabolic process. Bases 282 to 2948 code for a protein of 888 amino acids. Gene Ontology annotation, molecular function: beta-mannosidase activity.